Messenger RNA from Didymella exigua CBS 183.55, 1464 nucleotides. Its product is annotated as Na(+)/H(+) antiporter 2. Gene Ontology annotation, biological process: regulation of membrane potential; intracellular potassium ion homeostasis; sodium ion export across plasma membrane. Gene Ontology annotation, molecular function: sodium:proton antiporter activity. The record is from RefSeq and is a predicted model, not a curated record. The transcript has a single exon. Gene Ontology annotation, cellular component: plasma membrane. Lineage: Eukaryota; Fungi; Ascomycota; Dothideomycetes; Pleosporales; Didymellaceae. The coding region runs from base 1 to 1464 and encodes 487 amino acids.
AUGUGGUCGCAACUCGAGCCCACGGGGCCGCACCUGUCGUAUUUGGUCCUGACAUCGUUCCUGAUCAUGUAUGCCCUCUUCUCGCUCAUGAUUAGGAACAGGCUGCAUCUCUCUGAACCACCUCUGGCAACCAUCUUUGGCAUCCUCGUAGGACCUCGCGGGCUAUCGUGGCUGAGGCCCUACGAAUGGGGCUUCCAGGACCCAGUCAUCCAGGAGUUCACACGCAUCGUCGUUGGCGUCCAAUGCUUCGCUGUCGGUCUCGAGCUUCCGAAUGGCUACCUCAAGAAGAAGUGGAAGGCGCUCGUCGUCCUCCUUGGCCCUGUCAUGGCCUUUGGCUGGCUGAUGGGCGCCAUGUUCAUCAAGCUCAUCUUUGAUACAGACUUUGCAUCCGCAUUGACCAUCUCGGCCUGCCUUACCCCAACGGAUCCCGUCCUCGCAGCCUCGGUGCUGUCCAACAGUCAGUUCAGCACCCGUGUGCCAAGGCGUAUCCGAGAUCUCCUGAGUGCAGAGAGUGGUGUAAACGACGGAGUGUCGUUCCCGUUUCUGUUUUUCGGUCUCAACAUCUUGACCAAACCCUCCAGGCGCGACAUCUUCAACGAGUGGUUUCUGAUCACGGUGCUCUACCAGUGCACAUUCGGCAUCGUCCUUGGUCUCAUCAUCGGCCACGUCUUCAACAAGCUCUACCACAUCUCCCACAAGCGUGAGAUGAUGGGCCGGGCUUCCUACCUAGCCUUCUACCUCCUGCUGGCCAUCUUCUCCGUUGGGCUCGCGUCGACCAUUGGAGUCGACGACUUCCUCGUUGCAUUCUUCGCUGGUCGAGGCUUCGCGCAUGGCGGCAACUCGCCCACGGCAGACACGAGACUGCCAGUUGUCAUCGAUCUGAUGCUCAAUUCCGCUCUCUUUGUCUUCUUCGGUGCUAUGAUACCUUGGGACUCGUUCGACAAGCUGGACUCAAUCACCCCUGGAAGACUGUUGGCCGUACUGGCUCUCAUUCUCGUCUUCCGCCGCAUCCCUAUCGUCUUCGCAUUUUACAAGGCCAAGCUGCUCCCCACCGUCCGCACCACGACCGAGGCCCUGUUCGUCGGCCACUUUGGACCCAUGGGCGUCGGCGCACUCUUCCUAGCGAUCGAAGCACGCGCUCAGCUGGAGACGGAUACAUCGCUGCCGCUGCCCCAUCCUCCUAGUGAUCUCGACCCCAAGCGACAAAGGACCAUUACCUUGAUUUGGCCCAUUGUUUGCUUCAUCGUCAUGGGAAGCACUCUGUUCCACGGCCUAAGCACCCUCGCCAUCAGUCUGGGCGGCCAUUUUUCGAGGAAAGAGGGCGAGAGGGCGCCCUUGAUUGGAGGCGAGCGGGAGGGACUGCACGGCAUGAUCUUCGAUGAAGAAAACGAAGGCGCGGAUGAGGAACAAGGGAACGAAGAGGAUGAGGAAGCGGAGGACAGGGGGUAUGCCAGAAGUCAAUAG